Molecule: messenger RNA, 1650 nt
Organism: Fusarium sp. VM40
Lineage: Eukaryota; Fungi; Ascomycota; Sordariomycetes; Hypocreales; Nectriaceae
Source: the annotation of a GenBank genome assembly
AUGACUACCAGAAAGGACUCCGGGGAGAUCAAUCCCCACGUUGAGAGCACCGAUGCUGGACUCGACCAUCUCAAGAACGUGAAUCUUCACGAUAAGGCCCUUGCCAAUGAAGCUCUUGAGGCUACAGCCGAUGAGCACAGCUACACCGUCUGGCAAGGCUUCAAGACGUACAAGCGUGCUGCCUUUUGGUCCAUUGUCAUCUCAACAACAGUCAUUAUGGAGGGCUACGACGUCACCCUCCUGGGCUCCUUCUACGGCUACCCUCGAUUCCGAGAGAAGUACGGUGCCUAUCUCGACGAGGAUAAUGAUUACCAGAUCUCAGCCAACUGGCAGCAGCGCUUCAACUGUCUCGGUGCUCUGGCCAACAUCAUCGGCGCCAUGCUGAACGGCUGGGCGACUUCUAGAUGGGGACACCGCGUGGUGCUUAUCAGCGGUCUUUUCUGGCUAACUGCUUUUAUCUUCCUCGUCUUCUUCGCUCCCACCAUCGAGGUCCUGCUCGUUGGUCAGUUCCUGUGCAACAUCCCCUGGGGUAUCUUCGCCACGACCGGCCCGGCCUACGCCGCCGAGGUGACGCCUCUGGCCAUCCGAGGAUAUCUCACUGCCUACGUCAACCUCUGCUGGUGCAUCGGACAGUUCAUCUCAGCCGGUGUUCUCAAGGGCCUUGUCAAUAACCCUACCCAGUGGGGUUACAGAAUCCCCUUUGCGAUCCAAUGGAUCUGGCCUAUCCCUCUAGCCAUCGCAGCAUAUCUUGCCCCCGAGUCGCCGUGGCAUCUUGUCCGCACGAACCAACUUGAGAAGGCAAAGGAAUCCCUCGAGCGACUUUCCAACCCGGAGCACAACAUCAAUUACGACAAUGCCGUUGCUCUCAUGGUCCAUACCAACAAGCUUGAGAUCGAAGAGCGAUCCGGCACCUCGUACUGGGACUGUUUCCGCGGCAGCAACCUUCGCCGUACUGAGAUCGCUUGUGUCGGCUUCCUUUCACAGAUCACCAACGGAGGUGCCCUUUGUUACAGCGGAUCUUUCUUCUUCCAGCAGACUGGCAUCGGUCCCAGUGCCGCAUACGGCAUUGCCCUAGGCGGAACCGGUAUUGCCUUCAUGGGCACCAUCAUCUCAUGGUUUUACAUUUAUAAGUUCGGUCGACGAACCAUCUGGCUCACAGGUUUCUCGCUACUCGUUGCGAUCCUCUGGCUGAUUGGCUUCCUUGCUUUGCCCAAACAGACACUGGGGCUGGCCUGGGCGCAAUCGAUCCUUUGUGUGGUUUGGCUCGGAGCCUACUCCAUGUCUGUCGGACCCAUCAUCUACACCAUCGUUGCUGAAAUUGGAUCGACUCGUCUGCGUACCCAGACUGUUGUGCUGGCGCGUUCGACGUACUAUGUCGGUAACAUUAUUUGCGGAGGUCUCCUACAGCCAGAGAUGCUGUCGCCUGGAUCAUGGAACCUGAAGGGCAAGACUGCUUUCUUCUGGGCAGUUCUCGCCACAUUGACUCUCAUCUGGGGCUAUUUCCGUCUAUUUGAGACAAAGGAUCGAACCUUUGGUGAGAUGGACUACAUGUUCCAAAAGGGAAUUUCAGCACGAAAGUCCUCCAAAUACCACAUUAACGAGGAGGAGGUCUUUAUGGCGCACGAGAAGCCUGAGGCCGAGAAGCAUUAA